GGGAAUACAGGCACACACUGUGCUGCCAUCGUGCAAGAGCACACCGCGGCCUAUUUCCACUGUGGCUGUGGCACACAGUCGUCGCUCACGCGUUGCUGACAUUGCGUGUCCGCGUGAGGAGAAAAGAACGGAUUGGUGAUAAGACAAGCCUUGAGCCGCCAACUUAUUCACCAUGUUCCAUAUAAGAGGGCUCACAAGGCAUUCAGCUGCUUUGAAGCAGGGUCAGGAGAUAGCUCAAGCAGCAGCCCUUGUAUGUUUGCAAAACAGAGGCUAUGCAGAUCAUCAGAUCCCUGAGAAGCUCAAGGAUGUUCCAACAUCGGCCAAUCCAAGAUUCUUUGAUAUGGUAGAAUAUUUCUUCCAUCGUGCAUGCCAGACUGUCGAGGACAAGUUGGUUGAAGAUGUAGGUAAGAAAUCAAGGUUGAGCAUCGAGGAGCGCAAGAAGAAAGUGAAGGGUAUUCUUAUGCUGAUGGAGCCAUGUGAUCAUAUUCUUGAGACAACUUUUCCACUCAGACGCGAUUCUGGUGACUACGAGAUGAUCACUGGAUACAGGGCUCAGCAUUCUACUCAUCGGACACCAUGCAAAGGAGGCAUUCGAUUCUCGAUGGAUGUCUCGCGCGACGAGGUGAAGGCUCUGUCUGCUCUGAUGACCUUCAAGUGUGCUUGCGUCGACGUGCCUUUCGGUGGCGCCAAAGCCGGCAUCAAGAUCAACCCCAAGGAGUACUCCGACAACGAGCUGGAGAAGAUAACUCGCAGGUUCACCCUCGAGCUCGCCAAGAAAGGAUUCAUCGGACCGGGAGUAGACGUACCAGCCCCCGAUAUGGGUACAGGCGAACGCGAAAUGUCGUGGAUCGCCGACACUUACGCUAAGACGAUCGGUCAUCUGGACAUCAAUGCUCAUGCUUGUGUCACCGGUAAACCAAUCAAUCAAGGCGGUAUCCACGGUCGCAUUUCGGCUACCGGACGCGGUGUCUUUCACGGCCUUGAGAAUUUCAUCAACGAAGCCAACUACAUGAGCAUGAUCGGUACGACGCCGGGCUGGGGUGGCAAGACCUUCAUAAUCCAAGGUUUCGGUAAUGUAGGCUUGCAUACGAUGCGCUACCUGCAUCGCGCUGGUGCCACUUGCAUUGGUGUGAUCGAGCACGACGGUUCGAUCAUCAAUCCCGAUGGUAUCGAUCCUAAACAGUUGGAAGAGUAUCGUUUGGACAAUGGUAGCAUUGUCGGCUUCCCACACGCUAAACCCUACGAAGGCGAGAAUCUUAUGUACGAGCCUUGCGACAUCUUCAUUCCCGCUGCCAUUGAAAAAGUUAUCAACAAAGAUAAUGCUGGUAGAAUUCAAGCUAAAAUCAUUGCCGAGGCUGCCAAUGGACCUACAACUCCAGCUGCCGAUAAGAUUUUGAUUGAUAGAAAUAUUUUGGUUAUCCCCGAUUUAUACAUCAAUGCUGGUGGUGUGACUGUUUCGUUCUUUGAAUGGCUUAAGGAUCUUAACCAUGUGUCUUAUGGUCGCCUUACCUUUAAGUAUGAGAGGGAAUCUAACUACCAUCUUCUUGAAUCUGUACAAGAAUCUUUGGAACGUAGGUUCGGUCGCGUUGGUGGCCGUAUACCCGUCACUCCAUCCGAGUCCUUCCAGAAGCGUAUCUCUGGUGCUUCCGAAAAGGACAUUGUACACUCUGGUUUAGACUACACCAUGGAACGAUCUGCUAGGGCUAUCAUGAAGACAGCAAUGAAAUUCAAUUUAGGUCUGGAUUUGAGGACAGCCGCAUACGUCAACUCAAUCGAGAAAAUCUUCACAACUUACUCGGAAGCCGGACUCGCCUUCUAAGCUCGUUAAACUAGUCAUUAAGUGAAUAUCACACAGUUGAAAGCAUAAAAAUACACCAAUCUACACAGCCAUCGCGCGAGCAGUAUUCCUCGAAUCGAAAAAAUAUCAGCCGUAUGAAAAACAAAACAUAGUAUUCACAAUUCUCCGAGUGAGACGCAUUUAAUAUUCCAGCGCAGUUUGGAUGAUUCUUAAUUCCGUUGUACCUUAUACCUUGCCCACUGUGGUUUGUCCGGUGCUCGCGCACUAUCUUCUCUUUCUCUGCCAUAAAAUUGGCAUUCUCCAGAAUCAUGCGCGUCUUUUAUUUUUAUCGUAUCCAAUUUAAGACAUUGUUUAUUAUUUCUCAUUGUUAUCACGUGUUUCGAGUCUAUUUCUCGUGCACGUCCGUGCUCUGUUACGUUCUUAUUUUAUAAAUGAUCCGUUUUAAAGAAAACCAAACUGACUGCAGCUCAUGAAAGUAAACUAAACAUGAAUUUGUACGAAUUUGUACGCGUAUCUGCGUACUUAUAAGUGUUACACUCUCUCGCAUAUACUGGAGAUAUGACUAUUUGUUACACGCGAGCAGCCGCAGCUAUUAAUACGUUGAAUAAAUGAAUAUACGUUGCAACGUG
Molecule: messenger RNA, 2427 nt
Organism: Phymastichus coffea
Lineage: Eukaryota; Metazoa; Arthropoda; Insecta; Hymenoptera; Eulophidae
Gene: Gdh
Product: glutamate dehydrogenase, mitochondrial-like
Exons: 7
Coding region: 173-1819 (548 amino acids)
Biological process (GO): L-glutamate catabolic process
Cellular component (GO): mitochondrion
Molecular function (GO): L-glutamate dehydrogenase (NAD+) activity
Source: RefSeq, a predicted model, not a curated record